AUGCCCACCGGAGCUUUGAGGCAGGUGUUGGACAGGUGGCGAUGUUGGUUGGUUUUCCGAUUUAUGGAAUAUACAGACACCCAUCAGAAACGUCGUUGUGAAACGGAAGCGCCGAGAAAUUUCAACAGAUGCCCAUCAGAGCUUUUGAGCCAUGUUUUCCGAUUUAUGGAAGAUACAACAAGAUGGGUUGAAGAUGAAAGGUUGGGAAGAAGAUCUGAGGAGAAAAUUCUCAUCGUUUGUUGUUUCUGGGUUUUAGUCUCUCUAUUCACCCUUUGGUUUAUCUUCGGGUUCUAUAACUUAUCAAGUGUAUAUGGGAAUGCUGAAGGUGAUGCAUUGAAUGCCCUAAAGACGCAAUUAAACGAUCCUACUAACAUUUUACAAAGUUGGGAUCCGACCCUUGUGAAUCCAUGUACAUGGUUUCAUAUUACUUGUGACCCAUCGAAUCUCGUUACCAGACUUGAUCUUGGAAACGCACAAUUGUCUGGUCAACUGGUUCCACAGCUUGGUCAACUUACAAAUUUACAGUACUUGGAGCUUUAUGGAAAUAACAUCUCUGGAAAUAUUCCUGAAGAGCUUGGAAACUUAACAAAUUUGAUGAGUUUGGAUCUUUACAUGAACCAGUUAGAAGGUGGCAUUCCAGUCACAUUAGGCAACCUUAAACAACUCCGUUUCCUUCGUCUCAACAACAACAGUUUGACAGGAACUAUUCCAGUUUCUUUAACUGGAAUCAAUUCGCUCCAAGUUCUUGAUCUAUCGAACAAUAAGUUAACUGGGAAUGUUCCUAUUAAUGGGUCGUUCUCACUUUUCACACCUAUCAGUUAUGCGGGUAACAACGACUUGACACUUCCUCCAGCUCCUCCACAAGCUCCUGCUUCACCUAAUUCUCAAUCUUCUUCAGUCGGCAACAGUGCCACCGGAGCUAUCGCCGGAGGAGUUGCCGCCGGUGCUGCUCUCCUUUUUGCAGGUCCAGCAAUCGUACUUGCUUAUUAUCGCCGCCGAAAACCACAAGAUCAUUUCUUUGAUGUUCCCGCCGAAGAGGACCCCGAAGUCCACUUGGGACAACUGAAACGAUUUUCUCUACGUGAACUACAAGUUGCAACCGAUAGUUUUAGUAACAAUAACGUUCUUGGGAAAGGUGGAUUUGGUAAAGUUUACAAAGGAAGGUUAGCCGAUGGUGGUUUGGUGGCUGUAAAAAGACUCAAAGAGGAACGUAGUCAAGGCGGCGAAUUGCAGUUUCAGACGGAGGUGGAGAUGAUUAGUAUGGCGGUUCACCGGAAUCUCCUCCGGCUUAGAGGAUUUUGCAUGACACCAACCGAAAGAUUGCUUGUUUAUCCCUACAUGGCCAAUGGAAGUGUUGCAUCGUGUUUGCGAGAUCGACCCGCUACACAACCCGCACUUGAUUGGCCGGUACGGAAACGAAUCGCGUUGGGAGCCGCACGUGGGCUUGCGUAUUUGCACGAUCAUUGUGACCCGAAGAUUAUACACCGUGAUGUGAAAGCUGCAAAUAUUUUGUUGGAUGAGGAGUUUGAAGCAGUUGUUGGAGACUUUGGGUUGGCUAAACUCAUGGACUAUAAAGAUACACAUGUCACGACAGCUGUACGUGGGACAAUUGGCCAUAUUGCCCCCGAGUAUCUAUCCACCGGGAAAUCCUCUGAAAAAACCGAUGUUUUUGGGUACGGCGUGAUGCUUCUCGAACUCAUCACAGGUCAACGCGCCUUCGAUCUUGCCCGACUUGCUAAUGAUGAUGAGGUCAUGUUGCUUGAUUGGGUGAAAGGACUAUUGAGGGAUAAGAAGCUUGAGACAUUGGUGGAUGCGGAUUUAGAUGGUAAUUAUGUGGAUGAUGAGGUGGAACAGUUGAUCCAGGUGGCGCUAUUGUGCACACAAGGUACGGCACUAGAGCGACCGAAGAUGUCAGAAGUUGUUAGAAUGCUUGAAGGCGAUGGGUUAGCAGAGAGGUGGGAGGAGUGGCAGAAAGAGGAGAUUUUCAGGCAAGAUUACAACCAGGCACACAAUCAGAAUUUUGAUUGGAUAAUUCCGGAUUCAACUUAUAACAUUAGCAACGAACAAUUAUCGGGUCCUAGAUGAUUGGAUUCAUGUAUGGUUGUCGUUGUGCAUACGUAUUUAUAUUGUUUAUACGUGGUAGGGAUAAGUAUGUAAAACGUGUGUAGGGGGUUUCGGGCGAUAUGUUAUUUAUGUUGAUAUAGGUUGGAGGUUGCUUUCGGAAAUAAACAUAGUAUGCUACUAUCGUCAACAAAUAUUGAUAUCAGAAAAAUAGUAAAGGUGGUGUUUGGCAUACCGAUACCAUAGUCAAAGGUGUAAUGAAAUGAAAUAAUGUUAAAAGGGAAAUAAAAAAAUGUCAUUCAAUAGUGAUCCAGUUUACAACAAUUGUAUCCCCUAG
Molecule: messenger RNA, 2398 nt
Organism: Lactuca virosa
Lineage: Eukaryota; Viridiplantae; Streptophyta; Magnoliopsida; Asterales; Asteraceae
Source: the annotation of a GenBank genome assembly